CUCUCCGCAGCUUCCGGCCAAGUUGGACUGCAGCUCGCGGUUUCCUGGCUUCUAGGGGUAUUGCAGGCACCAAUGGAACAGGUUGGGGAGGAGAGUUUGGGACCAAGAACACCCAUGAACCCUUAGAAGCCACCAUAGAGAUCCCUACAUCCCACCCCAAGAGCUGCAGAGUGUCCUGCUGAGAUCGCUGUGUGUCAGCAUCUGCAGAAACUACCUUCUCCUCCAACCUGACUGUCCUGACCUGAAGGACAGCCUGCCCAAGGACUUCUAGUACACCAGGCUCUCCACUGGGCCCUUGAACUGGUGAUGGUUGAUGGGACUCCCCUAGUCUGCUCCCAAGCUAGAAGCUGCAGAAUGUGAUGACCUGGGGUCCCUGCUCGGAGCCUGGCCUCCCGGGAGUCUACACACCUGUGAAUCCCUUCAUUUCCUGGAUCCAAGAUAAUGUCUCCAACGUCUCCUUUGACACCUCUGCCAACAGAUGCUGUUGGGGCUGGCCCAGGACAAGACAGAGGCAGUGAGGGUUGUUAGCCUCUGGAGUCCUGGGUUUGAAUCCUGACUUAGCUACUUACCUGCCUUUGCCAUCUGAAUCUGUUUCCUCCUCUGUAAAAUGGAGAUGUCUUCAAUUAUUCAUUUAUCAACAAGUUAGUAGUUACCAAGUGCUUACUCUGUGACAGGCCACUAAGAUACAAGACUGUAUCUUGACAGAUUCGUGGAUUUUGGCUAGCAACUCCCCUGAGCGCUGGCUGAUUGGGGUGCCAGGCGCCGCCCGCUGCGGGCCUCAGUUUCCCCAGCUUCGAACUAAAGAGCGAUGGCUUGGAUGUAAGGAUUCUUGAGGUCCCUCCCAAGUUUGUUUAAUAAACUUUUUCGAGGGCAAGCGUCUCCAAGCCACAGGGGCGCAUCCUUUUCACCUGCUUGGACGCUGCUUGGCCCCAGCUGGGGAGGCUCCUCCGAGCACCCGGCAUUCCAGAGUUAGCCCCGACAGCUGUGGUCACGUCGCCCGUGCUCUGCAGCGCCUCCCUCCGCGUCCUCGCGGUGGGGCCACAGCGACAUCUAGUGGCUGAAUGUAUUUUAAACACUCGGCUUGCUGAGGGCGUGAGUCGGAGCGCUGCUCCCCAGGACUCAGCUCUCAUUCGCCUCUGCGCUUCGGCGGGGACGGGGAGCCGGGCCGAGUCAGAGUGAACACACACUCCCUGCGCGUGCAACUGAGUCGAGCGGUAGGGCUGGCUUUACCCGACAGGUCAACGCUCCCGCCCCAGCUCUCGGUCAUACCUGCCCUAAGGAGGGGUGGAGCCUCGGCGUGGAUCCCCGCCCCUUGUGCCCCGCCCCCUUAUAACGGCGCCCGUUCACUGCGCCUGCGCAUGCCACACGCGCACUCGCGUGGCCUUCGCGAAGGUGUCGCUGCCAAGAAACGUGUCCUGCGCGCUACGCCGUCUGUUUCUAGGGCAACGCCGGCGUCUCUUAGCAACCGCGCGCGGCCUAGGUGGGUCCCCCCGGCACCCCCAGACCUGCCAUGGCGACCGCGAGUCCUAGCGUCUUUCUACUCAUGGUCAACGGGCAGGUGGAGAGCGCCCAGUUUCCAGAGUAUGAUGACCUCUACUGCAAGUACUGCUUUGUGUACGGCCAGGACUGGGCCCCCACAGCGGGUCUGGAGGAGGGGAUCUCACAGAUCACAUCCAAGAGCCAAGAUGUGCGGCAAGCACUGGUGUGGAACUUCCCCAUUGAUGUCACCUUUAAAAGCACCAACCCCUACGGCUGGCCACAGAUCGUGCUCAGCGUGUAUGGACCAGAUGUGUUCGGGAACGAUGUGGUUCGAGGCUAUGGGGCCGUGCACGUGCCCUUCUCACCUGGCCGGCACAAAAGGACCAUCCCCAUGUUUGUCCCAGAAUCUACGUCUAAACUGCAGAAGUUUACAAGCUGGUUCAUGGGGCGGCGGCCCGAGUACACAGACCCCAAGGUGGUGGCUCAGGGUGAAGGCCGGGAAGAUGAGAACGCUGAGGCUGAGAUUCCCAGAUCAACCUGGGUCUCUCUCUGCCCCAGCCCAGCCUGGCUGAUGCUGCCCUUCUGUCCCCAGUGACCCGUGUCCGUUCUCAGGGCUUUGUCACCCUCCUCUUCAACGUGGUGACCAAGGACAUGAGGAAACUGGGCUAUGACACUGGGCCUUCUGAUACACAGGGUGUGUUGGGGCCCAGCCCACCCCAGAGCUUCCCCCAGUGAAGGCUCCACAGGCUGCACAGUCUCUGAUAAUGAAGGGCUGCCUUCCCGAAGUCAGCCGCUGCCCAUCGGCCUGAGGGGCAGCCUGGUGGCCAGAGCUGGGGGCACACAGAAUAGUUUUGUAUAAUAAAGUCUCAUUUUCAGAGAGCCUAGGCCUGGGGCUGCCUUCUCUCCUGUUUAGCCCCUCCCCCACAGGAGCUGGGGGCUCUUGGGCCUUUCCUGGCCCCACCUCCAGGGCUCUCCCUGUCCCUACCCCUUGUGCCGUGGAAGCUGCCAGGAGACCAGACCGUGCAGCAGGAUGGCAUGUGGGAUGGGAGCUUUGACAUAACCAGGUUCUGCCACUCAAAGCUGUGUGGCCUUUUCUAUACCGCAACACAUUGUUCCUUGAACUAACUGGGCAUGGCACCCUCCUUAGAGGCUUGGGGUUAAGUAGAAUCACCCGUUCAGCCAUGCUUCUGGCCACCAGCCUCCCUUGGCAAGGACAGAACCCUGUUAUUGGGAGCUGGAAUGGUGAGGUACCCCGGGGGAUGGCAGACCCUCAGCCUGCCCACUCCCCUCUCUGCCCCCCUACCCACAGUCCAAGGAUGGGGGCUGGAAACCUCUCAGAGGUGGGAGGCCGCUGGCUGGGGUCCAGCUUUCUGGCAGCCCCUUGGCAGGAGAGGAAGGUGAGCCCCCUGGCUCAACACCCUGACCUCUGAGGUUGUCCAGGCCCUUCUGGAAGCAGAGCCCCUUCAGCAUUACUUUGGGAGGCCCUGACCCUGGGCCUCCCCACCUUCACAAGAACCCCUCGCACCUCACGAGGCAGCCCCAGGCCCUCUCUGCCCUGCCACUGAGCUUUCGGCAGACAUGGUGCCCCAGCCUAGAUACUGCCCUCAGCGGGAUCCAAGAGAAACCACAGGCUCCUGGCAAACCCCCACCUCCCAGCCUCGCCCAUGUUGCCCUGGACUGUCGUCAUGGCACUUGCCCUGAGACCAUCUGGGCCGACCCUCUUCUGCCUUUUAUCUCACGAGCACUCCCGUGCCCUCCCCCCAACUCACUGUGCGUUCUGAAACUCAUCGUCUGUUGUCAGCAAAAUUCCUGUGAUUCCAUCUUCUCGGAAUAGGAAGUUCCCUCUGCCUUCUGGCCUUACUGAAGCCCACUCAGUACCCUGCAGCCCUCUUAAGUGGAAUCUUUUUCCUCCCACUCCCCAUGUGCGGUGAGCCUAGAGCAGGGGUGUGUCCUUGCCUCUUCCUCAACCUCCUCACUUGGAACAGUCUGUCUUCACCUCUACCCCUCACAGCCAGGCAGGCAUAUCUCUUGUUACUGGUGAAGGCACUGCCUCCAAAGUCUGGAUUGAGGCAUCCCUCCCUCAGGCCAGGCCCUCCCUCAUGUGGCGCUUCCCUGUGCUCUUCAAACCACCAGGCCCUCCAAGCUCCUGGCCCAGCCCCUUUUCGCCAACCAUCAGCCCCUCUUUCCUUGCUUUCCUCCCAGCCCAGUUUAGAACUCUUGGUCAUCUGCAUGCACUUCCCAUAGUGCCCUCCAUCCUUCGUUUAUGCUCACCUGGCAAGGUCUCCACCCUGGUGACAGCCAGCUGUUCCUUCGCCUGCCCUGCACCUGCCUGAGCCCCCAGAGCCACAACGGCUCGCGUUCCAUCCAUGGCCCAGGUCUGUGUUUCCCUAGACAACUCCCUCAUGCAUUCUCUGAGGAAACUUAACAGCCUUUGUCUCUUCAGGCCUCCAGCACCCUCCCUGCCAGCUUAGCUAAGGCGCUCCCUUCUGUUCCCACAACCACCCCACAUUAGCUGCCUUCCUUACCCUACCUGAGGACAUGCCUCAGGUGUGUGGGAGAUACAGUGCUCUCAAGGGUCUUUCUUCUCCCCUUCUCCCUCCAUCGUGAGUUUUCCUACACGGGCUCCUUCACGCCAGCCUCCACAUGUGCCCCACGUGUCAUGGGACGACACAGAGCAAAAGCCCAGCACCCUCAGCUGCUCCUGUCCUCUGCCCCAUUUUAUCACAGCUAUCACAGCUCCCCGGAAAGCUGUCUUCUCUGUCCAUGGCCUCACCUCACCCAGGGCACUGGCCUUGGUCCACAUCAAGGGGACCUGAAGCUUCCCUGAAGCCUCUAGCCUGUGGUGUGCACGUACAAGCCUCAGGCCCCAUUUGUCCAGCCUGUCAGCAGCUGGGAAAUACUAAGUCACCCUCUUCUGGUUAUGUUUAAUUUUCCAAUUUUUCUCAACAUUACUGAAAUGUCUAAAUGUGGAAAAGUUGACAUCAUUUUACAGUGAACACCACAUACCCACCACCUAGAUUUUACCAUUACCAAUUUCCUGUUCCGUACUUGUAUAUUCACAUAUAUCCAACUAUUCAUCCCUGCUUCAAUCCAUCCUAUUUUUAUUGCAUUUCAAAAUAAACUGUGAAAUCAGGACUCCACCUUCUGUAUAUUUCAGCACACUUACCAUUAACCAGAAUCCAGUGUCUGGCUUUAGUGUGUUCUUUUGAGGGGACAUUUACGUACAACAAAAUGCGUAACUCUUUUUUUUUUUUUUUUUUUUUUUGAGACAGGGUCUUACUCUGUCGCCCAGGCUGGAAUGCAGUGGCACGGUCCUGGCUGACUGCAACCUCUGCCUCCCGGGUUCAAGUGAUUCUCCUGCCUCAGCCUCCCGAGUAGCUUAAAAUUACAGGCACCUGCCACUGAAGCUGGCUAAUUUUUGUAUUUUUAGUAGAGACAGGGUUUCAGGGUUUCACCAUGUUGGCCAGGCUGGUCUUGCACUCCGGACCGCAGGUGAUCCGCCUGCACCAGCUUCCCAAAGUGUUGGGAUUACAGGCAUGAGCCACUGCGCCUGGCCAAGAAUACUUUAAGAAUGCACAACCAGGCCGGACAUGGUGCUGACGCCUGUAAUCCCAGCACUUUGGGAGGCUGAUGCAGGCGGAUCACCUGAGGUCAGGACUGUUAAGACCAGCCUGGCCAACAUGGUGAAACCCCGUCUCUACUAAAAAUACAAAAAGUUAGCCAGGCAUGGUGGCGGGCGCCUGUAAUCCCAGCUACUCGGGAGGCUGAGGCAGGAGAAUCGCUUGAACCCGGGAGGUGGAGGUUGCAGUGAGCCAAGACUGUGCCACUGCACUCCAGCCGGGGCGACAGAGGGAGACUCCAUCUCAAAAAAGAAUGCACAACCCAGCCCCAAAGGCACAGAAAUGUCACUGUCACUUCACAAAGCUCCUUGCAUCCCUGCCCAGUCAAGCCACCUUCAGGGCUGUCUGUCAAAGAUAGCAGUGUUUCAAGAUGAAAGCGGCUUGAGUCCCUGAGUCACUGACUUCUGUGAGAAACUUCCGCGGGAAGCCGCUGAGACCUGGAGAUGUGUUACUGCAGCGUAACCAAGAGCAUCCCACACACCCUUCUUUCUCUCCUGUCCCCUGCACUGAACGGGCACCCCCUGCCACCAGUCCCUAGCCUCCUAGCUCUGAGUCAAGCUUGUCUGCUUAUCCUUGGGUGGACACCAGGAGCCAGGCACUUGCACAGAGAGCAGAGGGCUGCAGGGCAGUCCCAGACCUCCCUCCAGGCUCGUCUCAAGGCCUCUCCAACCCUUCCCAUCAGGGUCUCCCAGCCGCCUCUGCCUCGGCCUUGCCUCUUCCCGUGACCAGAGCACCUCUUCCACCUCUGCUGCCUGGAGAUGCACGUGUCCUCCCGCCGCUGCCCUCGUCUGGUUGGUGGCUCUGAGGCACAGGCCCUCUGUCGGUCAGCUGUUGCACAGCAAGCCACCUAAGAACCAGUGGCUCCAACAGGCCCUUCCUCUCAGGAACACGCAGUUGGCUGGGCAGCUCCACGCACUCCCUCCCUCUGUUGCCUCAGCUGACAGGCAGUGGCUUCCCAGAGCAGCUCUUCUGCAGCAUGGACACAAGAGGAGGCAGAGCACAGGAAGCCUCUGGGGACCCGGCACACUGUCACUUCCACCUCAUCCAAAGCAGCCUCCACCAGUGACAAGGCCGCAUUAAGAGGGCGGACACAGAAGGGUAAAGGGCAGUGGCUAGCACUUCCCCCAGCACACCCGUGCAGGCCACCAGUCUCAGCACCUCACAAAAGGCACGCCUCCCACCCCCUUUCCCUGAGGUUCAGGGGCAACCAAAUGCCCAGCUCACGCGGGCACUAGGACCAGGCUGGUGGCCUCAAUAACUGCAGACCAAGCUCCACAAGAAUCGGCUCCCUCAUCUCCCACCUCUCCAGUGGCACAGGACUGAUGAAGAUGGGGUGGGAGAAGGACACAGCCAGAAACCGCAUCAUGGUACAAAUGAUAAAUUAUAUUUAUACAGUAAAUAAGUAUCAACAGUCAACACAAGUUCAAAACCAGCCACCGGCCUCUGGGACUGAGAAACAGCUGGGUGACUUCCUCCACCACGGUGCCCAUCAGGAGGGAGCACGAUGGCACAGGUGCAACAUGCGUGGCAGUGGCCGGUGGCUUCAUGAUCAGUGCAGUGGGCAACAGGGACAUGCACUCGGGAUGGCCUGUGCCAGAAGAUGGGGCAGGGGGCUGUCUUCUUGGGUCCCGGUGGCCCAGUGGCUGUCAUGUUGGGGCCUCAAAGUCACAUCAUGAAAGACUCGUUACAAAAGAAUCACUGACCCCAAGUAGUCGAGUCUAGUCUACUGACCUGUAAGGCUGGCCCAGGCCCUGCACCGUCUGAAGGAAAGCACCUUUCUGGGCAAGCAUCCUGCCUCCCAUCCCAUUGCACCUCCCCACCCUUCCCCCGGCAGACGAGACCAGCCACCGGCUUACCCAAAUGGCAGCGGGAGCCUAAGACCCAGCCGCAGGCCUGCAGUUCUGGCAGAAGGUGGCUGGUCAGGAACUCUAGACACGGCUCCUGGGACUGGAGAGGGCGGCCUCAGGAACAGCAUGAGUGGGUGCAGUCCCCACUCAGAGCCUGCAUGUCCCAGCAGCCCAGAGACCAUUUAAGAUCUCUCCUGUGCCGGUGCGAAGGGUAAUCUUCUGGAACCAGAGAGGGGCUGGCAGGUGGUCAGCUGCCCUUAGAGCUAGAGGUGAGAAAUUCCCAUGGUGGAAAAAGGGCCAGAAACAUCCACCAGGCAAGCUGCCCAGACACAGGAUUGGGGGAAUGUCCCCUCCCUGGGUAAAAGCAAGUCUUUUCUGGUCUUUAAUGCACGACGUAAUACUUUUACAGUGGUGGGUGAGGUGAGGACAGUAGGAGUUUGGAAGAGGGAGGUAAUAUUAGUGCAUGUUUGUUAAAAAUCCCUCCCAGGUGAAUGACUUUUUUCUUCAUCUCCAAAAUACAAGAGAAUUAUUUUUAGGUCUCCAACUUAAAAAUAAUAUCUGGAGUUAGCAGGUAGGUGGAUCAGGGCCAGCCCUGGUCCCUUAGCCCCCCACCCCUGUCUUAGCCUAGGGACUGUUGCCCAGGGACCCGUGGGCACAGAAGCACCCCCCACCCCACGCCCUCGGGACAACUGCCAUUUCCACAUUAUCCCCAUCUUUAGCCUGAGCGUGGAUUAAGACAGAGGAGAUCACAGACACACAAGGUUAAAGAUGUUUCUUCCAUUUCAGAUUUCCAUUGUAAACAGAAGUCCUGUUAAUCCCUGCAUGCCUUUAAUAAAAAAAAGGAAUUAGUUGAUAAAAAUUGGUGAGUCACAUUCAUACAUUAGAUUUUUUUCUUUAACUUUCAGGAUGUUGGUAUAUUCGUAAGAAAAAUAGCCUCUCAGGAUCUAGCCAAAAAGGCUGAAAGUCAAUCAGUUUAGUAAUUCACCAAAAACAGGAGCUAAAGAAAGGAAAAGGCAACUGGAGGCUAGGAUUUUUUGUUGCUGUUGUUUUUUUUUUAAAUAAACAUCAUCAUCUAUGUGUAAUCAAAUUCCCAUAUUUUCUUCCUAUAAAGAAUUUGCUUUAGUUUUUCAAUAAGGCAUUUUUUUGUCAUCCAAACAUCUCUUCCUUUUAAAAUUUUCUUAGAGUUAAAACCAUAAAUAAGAGGAUUUAAACCACUAAAAUGACACGUGCCAACAUCUUCAUUCAGCCAGACCUGGUAAAUUCUAUCAAAACUAGACAGUUAAAUAAGAACCACGUUAUAAAAAUAUUAGCCAAAAAAAGACUAUUAGAUAAUUCUGCAAACUCAAAUAUGAAACUGUACUAAACAAAAUAUGUGCAAAGGUACACAAGCAUAGAGCCACGUUGGGGGUUAUGCUCAGAUUAGUUUUAAAGCUCGCUCUAGUGGAUUUAAUUCAAGAGUUGUCCACGGUGGUGGUGUUUACUUUGAACUCACACGAGUCAAAGAAAAAUAAAAUAUGCACAACCACUUCCCCAAAA
Homo sapiens (human) is the source of this 8482-nucleotide messenger RNA. RefSeq names its product B9 domain containing 1 (gene B9D1). Lineage: Eukaryota; Metazoa; Chordata; Mammalia; Primates; Hominidae. Gene Ontology annotation, cellular component: axoneme; membrane; ciliary transition zone. The transcript is spliced from 11 exons. Gene Ontology annotation, biological process: cilium assembly; smoothened signaling pathway. The coding region runs from base 1511 to 2074 and encodes 187 amino acids. Gene Ontology annotation, molecular function: hedgehog receptor activity. The record is from RefSeq and is a predicted model, not a curated record.